Molecule: messenger RNA, 2853 nt
Organism: Postia placenta MAD-698-R-SB12
Lineage: Eukaryota; Fungi; Basidiomycota; Agaricomycetes; Polyporales; Adustoporiaceae
Exons: 24
Coding region: 1-2853 (950 amino acids)
Biological process (GO): mismatch repair; mitotic recombination
Cellular component (GO): nucleus; MutSalpha complex
Molecular function (GO): ATP binding; mismatched DNA binding; ATP-dependent DNA damage sensor activity
Source: RefSeq, a predicted model, not a curated record
AUGUCUCUGAUGUAUGGCAAGGAAAAGGACGCCGACCACGAGAUAGUAGACAAUGCGUCGCACCCUGGUUUUAUCAGUUUCUUCGCAAAACUGCCACCCAAAUCCCCUGAGACGGGCACGCUGCGCUUAUUCUUCCGCAAUGAGUGGUACUCAGCACACGGUCCAGACGCACUCUAUGUCGCUGCGCACUUCUUCCGCACAAAUAGUGUCAUCAAAUACCUUGGGCCCGGCGGAAAAUCAGGUCUGCCGAGCGUGAACCUGACGGAGAGUGUAGCGAAGACCCUCCUACGGGAGGCGUUGACAGCAAAGCAGCUCAAGGUUGAGAUUUGGGUUCCAGAAGCCGGCCAGGGGAAGAAGGCAACAAGGUUCAAGCUGGACAAGGAGGCGUCGCCUGGUAAUCUCCAAGCUGUGGAGGACAUGCUCUUCGUCAACACAGAUAUUCUCUCUGCUCCUAUUGUUAUGGCUAUUAAGAUUAUGAGUACCCCCGCUGCUGUUGCUGCGUCAUCGAAGGCAAAGACGAAGACCGUUGGCAUCGCCUUUGCAGACACCAACACGCGCGAGAUCGGCGUUGCGGACUUUGUUGACAAUGACUUGUUUUCAAAUGUUGAGGUGUGUCUUUCAUUGUGUGAAUCAAUAUCAACCGGCAAGAAUGACCUGUCUGUCAAAGAGGCACUGAUUCCUACAGGAACAACGACCGGUACCACAGAGCGAGACAUUGAGCUCAAAAAGGUGAAGGAACUCUUGGAGCGUUGUGGUGUUGUCAUCACGGAGCGGAAACCUAGCGAAUUCACUGCGAAGAAUAUCAAGGAUGACAUGGCACAGCUGCUGACGCCCAGCUCAUUACCAUCCUCAUCAAACGUUGAUGCUUCGCUGGUCGUUCAUGCAGCCGAGUUGUCUCUGCCUGUCGCCCCCUCCGCACUCUCUGCCCUCGUGUCCUAUCUUUCUUUGCUCUCGGAUCCGUCCAACCGCGGAGCAUAUAGUAUUCGCACGCACGAUUUGUCGCAGUUCAUGAAGCUCGAUGCGAGUGCCCUCCGUGCUCUGAAUCUCACUGAGGCUCCUGCUCAAGGCUCGCGGCUACUCGGGAGCUGGCUCAAGCAGCCGCUCGUGAACUUACAUGAGAUUCACAAGCGACAAAACUUAGUCGAGAUCUUCGUCGAAGAUACGAGCACACGAAGGACAUUGCAGGAUGAGUAUCUAAAAAUGAUGCCUGAUAUGCAUCGCAUCUGUAAAAGAUUCGGAAAAUCAGUGGCCUCCCUUGAAGAUGUAGUACGCGUAUAUCAAGCGAUCCUGAAAGGUGUCGAGACAGUAGAAGAUUAUAAAGCACUCAUCGAUGAAGCCUAUCUUGCUAAUCAUACACAUCCCGGGCAUGACUUUGACAUAAGCUUAUCGAAGUACUCAGAAAUGGUGCAACAGACACUUGACCUCGAUGAGCUUGAAAACCACAACUUCGUCAUCAAGCCUGAAUAUGACUCGCGUCUCCAAGCCCUUGCAGAUAAGCUCAAGGAGAUUCGCGAUAGCCUCGAUGAAGAGCAUCAAGAAGUUGGUCGGGACCUCGGGUUUGAGCUGGACAAGAAGCUGCAUUUGGAAAAUUCACCUACACAUGGGUACUGCUUCCGGGUCUCAAAAUCUGAUUGGAACGUUGUCCAUCGUUCGAAGAAGUACAUAGAUCUCGGUACCCUCAAAAGUGGACAGUUCUUCACGACAACGACCCUGAAGGAGCUGUCAGACGACCACAAAGAGACGACGCAGAUGUACUCAAAAACGCAGAGCGGUUUAGUCAAGGAAGUUGUCAAUAUUGCUGCGACCUAUACUCCCGUCCUUGAGUCCUGGAACAAUGUUCUCGCGCAUCUAGAUGUCAUCGUAAGCUUCGCACACGUGGCGGUCAAUGCGCCAGAAUCCUAUGUCAAACCGAAAUUGAUGGAGAAAGGUUCCGGCAGCUUGAUACUCAAGGAUGCACGGCAUCCGUGCCUUGAGGUUCAAGAUGACAUGAGCUUCAUUCCCAAUGACGUUGAAAUGAUAAAGACGGGUCCCAACAUGGGCGGCAAGAGCACUUAUAUCCGACAGACCGGUGUGAUUGCCCUGAUGGCGCAAACGGGCAGCUUUGUUCCCUGUUCAGAAGCGAGCAUACCCAUCUUUGAUUCAGUUCUCUGUCGUGUUGGUGCUGGCGACAGUCAACUCAAGGGGAUAUCAACAUUUAUGGCCGAGAUGCUUGAAACGGCUACUAUACUUAGGUCGGCAUCGAAGGAUUCUCUCAUUAUCAUCGACGAGCUAGGACGAGGCACGUCUACGUAUGACGGAUUCGGCCUGGCUUGGGCCAUCUCUGAACAUGUUGCAUCGGAGAUCCACGCAUUCUGCUUGUUUGCAACGCAUUUCCAUGAACUUACCGCACUCGAUCAAGAGAUUCCACAUGUCAAAAAUCUCCAUGUCGUUGCACAUGUCUCGAAAUCAGAUGAUAGCGCUCGUGAACGCGAUAUCACUCUGCUGUACAAGGUAGAACCAGGCGUAUGCGAUCAGAGCUUUGGUAUCCAUGUCGCAGAACUGGCGAACUUUCCUGAAAAUGUCGUGAAGCUUGCGAAACGUACGGCAGACGAAUUAGAAGACUUCAACAGCGAAUCCAAGGCUGGAGAAUCUCAGCUGCCUCCAGAGGUCGUCGAAGAAGGUACCCGCAUUGUCGAAGAACUGCUACGAACAUGGGCAUCACAGAUAUCAGAGCGCGACGGCGAUGAUAUCGUGAUGGAAGACUCUGAGGACUCUGCCGCCACCGAACUGGAGAAGCUGAAGAGAUGUGUCGAACAAUUUCGUCCUCAAAUUGAGGGUAAUGCAUGGGUUCAACAUCUCUUGGCUUCUUUGUGA